Molecule: messenger RNA, 2481 nt
Organism: Oryctolagus cuniculus (rabbit)
Lineage: Eukaryota; Metazoa; Chordata; Mammalia; Lagomorpha; Leporidae
Source: RefSeq, a predicted model, not a curated record
GGGAAGGGCAGGUGGUCUUGUCUGAUGAGUCUGGGGAGAGACCCAGCCUCGGAGCCCGGUCUCCCUGGUAGAGUGGGGACAGAGCAUGCACCUGUCUGCCCGGCUGCACCCUGGGCCCCCAGGACGGCCCUGGCUGGGCCUGGCGGGGUUCUGCCCGCCUGUCUCCCGCUGACAUCCUGCUCUGUGGGGAGGGACCUCCUUGAGUGCACAAUAAUGAUUAACUCCACCCGGGAGACUCUAGCAUUCUUCCCAAAUUAAACUUUAAAAGAGUGCCCCCCCAGUAGGUGUUUUUCCCGAGUGAGGGAGUGGGCGGGGCCUCAGGGGCCCUGGGUCCUCCCCUCAACUGCAGGUCACCGGGGAGUCUCCCACCUCACCUGGUCUCUGGCCCUAGGAGCUCCCCCGAAGGUGAAGCUUCCCCCACCACAUUCUGUAGCGGUGGGGGUGGGGCGGGGAGCACGGGCCCCCCCGGGGACCGCCGCCACACCCCAGCCCCUCCCCCCGCCCUGGGAAGCUCGGACGGUGGCCUUGUUUUCUGUCCGCCCUAAACACCGGGCCCUGCCCCCUGCCCUUGGGGCCAGCCAGCUGUCAUGGAGCUGGAUCUGUCUCCGCCUCAACUCAGCAGCUCUCCGGAAGACCUGUGCCCAGUGCCAGGUACCCCUCCUGGGACUCCCCCGCUGCCCGACGCCUCUCUGCCCGGGGAGGUGAAGAGGUCCCAGCCUCUGCCCAUCCCGCCCAGCAGGAGACUCCGAGAGGAGGGGCUUCAGGCAAGCUCCCUGCCCUCCAUCCCCAACCCCUUCCCGGAGCUCUGCAGUCCUCCCUCGCAGGCUCCCAUCCUUGGGGGGUCCGCCAGCGCAAGGGGGCUGCUUCCUCGAGACACCAGCCACGUGGUGAAGGUGUACAGUGAGGACGGGGCCUGCCGGUCGGUGGAGGUGGCGGCGGGUGCCACGGCCCGCCACGUGUGUGAGAUGCUGGUGCAUCGUGCCCACGCCCUGAAUGACGAGAACUGGGGACUGGUGGAGUGUCACCCCCAUCUAGCACUGGAGCGGGGUCUGGAGGACCACGAGUCCGUGGUGGAAGUGCAGGCCGCCUGGCCCGUGGGCGGAGACAGCCGCUUCGUCUUCCGGAAGCACUUCGCCAAGUACGAACUCUUCAAGAGCUCCCCGCACUCGCUGUUCCCGGAGAAGAUGGUCUCCAGCUGCGUGGAUGCGCACGCAGGCGUCUCCCACGAAGACCUCAUCCAGAACUUCUUGAACGCCGGCAGCUUCCCCGAGAUCCAGGGCUUCCUGCAGCUGCGGGGGUCGGGCCGCAAGCUCUGGAAACGCUUCUUCUGCUUCCUGCGCCGGUCUGGCCUCUACUACUCCACCAAGGGCACCUCCAAGGAUCCCAGGCACCUACAGUACGUGGCUGACGUGAACGAGUCCAACGUGUACGUGGUGACCCAGGGCCGCAAGCUCUACGGGAUGCCCACAGACUUCGGCUUCUGUAUCAAGCCCAACAAGCUUCGCAGUGGCCACAAGGGGCUCCGAAUCUUCUGCAGUGAGGAUGAGCAGAGCCGUACCUGCUGGCUGGCCGCCUUCCGCCUCUUCAAGUAUGGGGUGCAGCUAUAUAAGAAUUACCAGCAGGCACAGUCUCGCCACCUGCGCCCGCCCUAUCUGGGUUCCCCACCCUUGAGGAGCGUGUCAGAUAAUACCCUGGUGGCCAUGGACUUCUCUGGCCACGCCGGACGUGUCAUCGAGAACCCUCGGGAAGCUCUGAGUGCCGCCCUGGAGGAGGCCCAGGCCUGGCGGAAGAAGACCAAUCACCGGCUCAGCCUGCCCACGCCGUGCUCCGGCACCAGCCUCAGUGCAGCCAUCCACCGCACUCAGCCCUGGUUCCAUGGGCGCAUUUCCCGUGAGGAGAGCCAGCAGCUCAUUGGGCAGCAGGGCCUGGUGGACGGCCUGUUCCUGGUCCGCGAGAGCCAGAGGAACCCUCAGGGCUUUGUCCUCUCCUUGUGCCACCUGCAGAAAGUCAAGCACUAUCUCAUCCUGCCGAGCGAGGAGGAGGGCUGCCUCUACUACAGCAUGGACGAUGGCCACACGCGCUUCACCGACCUGCUGCAGCUCGUGGAGUUCCACCAGCUAAACCGGGGCAUCCUCCCGUGCCUGCUGCGCCACUGCUGCACCCGCGUGGCCCUCUGACCGCCGCGUGGACCCGGCAUCAGUGCUCGGAGGCUCCCCGACUCCAGCGAGCUACUCUGCGCCGGUGCCUCCCCAGGCAGGGAAUCCCCCCCCCCCCCCCGCCAGGCCACCGUCAACCUUUCUUCCCGAGGGGAGGCACUUGGUGGCCGCCCUCACAGAAGCCCUGGGGCACUGGUCUGGGCAGGGCCUUGUGGGGGAACGGGGCAGGCCAGGUGGUCGUUUGCCCCACACCUUGUACAGACUGAGAGGCCAGUUGAUCUGCUCUGUUUUAUACUAGUGACAAUAAAGAUUAUUUUUUGAUACA